Messenger RNA from Insectozyma verbasci, 2638 nucleotides. The record is from the annotation of a GenBank genome assembly. Lineage: Eukaryota; Fungi; Ascomycota; Pichiomycetes; Serinales; Debaryomycetaceae.
AUGGCUUCAAUAGCUCCAAGAAGAUCACAACCUGCUAAUGCACUGUCUAGAAAACAAUCUACUUCAAAUCUAAGUGGUGGUACAACUUCUAAUAUCCAAGCUUCAAAGUAUAACAAAAUAAUAAUAAGAUUAUUACCUCCAUCUUUAAGUGAAUCUGAAUUUUUAAAUCAAAUUGCAAAUUAUUAUCCAUAUCAUGCUUCAAAAAUAACCCAUUUUUAUUAUAAACAAGGUUCUUAUCCAUUAAAACCAUUUGAAUUACCAGUUUAUUCGAGAACUUAUUUGAAUUUUAAUAAUUCAAAUGAUUUACAAGAAUUUCAAAAUUUCGUGAAAAAUAAACCAUUCCAAGAUGAAAAAGAUUCAAUUGUGCCGAUUAUUGAAAAAGCAUUAUUUCACAAGAUGGUAGAUUCAAGAAGUAAAAAUUAUAAUAAGAAAGAAAAUAAAGAAGAAAAUGUCAAAGAUAAGUUAGAUGAAAAUCCAUUCUAUCUUAAAUUUCUCAAAUAUUUAAAUAAUGAAAUUGAAGAGUUUGCUUUGUUGAAAGUAAACAAUAUCAAAUCUAAGAAUAAGAAGAUACCUGGUACUGGUGAUGAGAAAAUUACAAAGAGAGAAGAAGCGCGGAAGAAAUUUAAAGAAGAGCAAAAGAAGAAGAAAAGAGAAAAGAGAAAAGCAAAGAGAGAUGAAGAAAAGAAGAGUAAUCAUAAGUCAGGUAAAGAUAAUAAGGAAACUAAAGAGAAGGGUAAAAAAGGUCCAAAGAAUAAAGAAGGUAAAGAAGGUAAAGAAAAGAUCAAAUAUUUGAAAAGCAUUGAUACAAGACCAAAACGUGAUUCACAGAGUUCAUCUGAGUCAAGUAUACCUACAUCAUCCGAUCUGAGUAGACCUAGCUCAAGUGAUCAAUCCAAAUCAGAGACAAACAGGAGACCUAGGUCGAGAGAACAGUCAAAGAGAAACCGAAAAUCACGAGACAGAAGUCAAUCAUUGAAACCAUCAACGAAUACAGAAGACAAUAAUAAGAACAAUUCACAACCACCUAAAGUUAAAUUGAAGGAGAAGUCUGCUGCUCUGGAAAUAGUUUAUACAAAUGACUCUUAAUAUUUUGCUAAUUUACAUUUUACUACCCCCUAACGAUUACCUCUUAAAAACACGUCUAAUUCUGAAACGCCAAAAAAAAAAAAAAAAUCUUGUUACACAAAAUCUGAAAAAGCCAAUGGUUUUUUUUCAUUUAUAACCGAAAUUUAUCAAGGGUUGUAUUGCCAAUCAGAGAUCAUCAGUUGAAUGUUUUGUUAUAAUUAAGAUGGAGAAGAAUAAUAUUUUACUACCGUUUGCAUUCUCAAGUAUCAAUAAUGAUAAUAAUGAUAUAUUGGAUACUAGUCCAAGAGAUAAAAUCACCAUUGAUCAAAAUGCCAAUUCAAGAUUUCAUACCAGAAACAGUAGUUCCAAAGCACCAGUAUUAAAUUUUAAACCAAGGUUGAAAAGAAAAAUGGGCGAAAGUUUUAAUGAUAAAGAUCAAAUUAAAAAACCAGAUAUAGGAGAAGAAAUGGAAGAAGAAGAAGAAGAAGAAGAGGAAGUAGAUGGAGAUGAAAAUACUCAUAAUGAUACAGUUAUUGAUCAACUACCUAGUAGUCCAUUUACAAAUUAUGAUUCUGCAUUACCUGAAAUAGAUUUAAAACCGACAAAUUUCCUUUUAAAUGAAGUUAAAUCAUCACCUAGAAAAAUACUCAGUUCAGAGCCAGAUUUUGGAAUAGAUAAAUUUAAUAGAUUCAAAGGAUCCAGUUUUAAUGAAACUUUUAAAACUACACAACCAUCAUCAGUCUCUUCAACAAUGAUGGAUAUAAAUGAUGAUGAGAUAUUAAAAGAAUUGAGCUAUAAUGAAGCUAGAAGGAUUAUAAUUAAUUCAUUUGAGGAUAUAGAUCCUGUUAUACAUUUAGAAUCAAUGAAUCUUUAUGAAUUACCUACUGAGAUAAAAGAUUUAAAUAAUUUGGUUGUGUUUGGUAAUUCCGAAUCAGAAGAUAUGAAGUAUCAAUUAUAUUUAACUAAUAAUAAAUUAAAAUUCUUACCACCUGCAUUAUUCAAAUUUACAAAACUACAAGUAUUAAGUUUAAGACAAAAUGAAUUGAAAAGUUUACCACCAACAAUAAAUAAAUUGGAAAAUUUAUGUGAUUUUUAUUUAUCAAAUAAUAGGAUAAAAUUUUUACCAUGGCAAUUAUUACAAUUGAAUCAGUUAGAGAACUUCGUAGCUGGUCCAAACCCAUAUUUAUGUCCACCCAAUGAUGUAAUCUCAAUUGGUAAAGAUUUCAACAAUUCCAAAUUAUUAUCUCGAUCACAUAUUAAAUAUUUAUCAUCGUCUACAACCUAUCUUACUUCAUUAAAAUGUCUUUGUUUAAAUAAGAUAGCUAAACAUGAUGUAACUUACCAAGAAACUAAAGCUUGGAAGAAAUGGACACCUAAACUUUAUCAUAAUUUAAUCAUUGAUGCAAUUAUGAAAGGUAAAUAUAAUGAUACAUGUAAUCAAUGUAAUACGAUAGUAGUUGAACCAGUUGCUGAAGUAUUUGAAUGGUGGAAUAUAUUACAAAAUAAGAAUAUCCCAAUACGAAAACAAUUUUGUUGUAAGAACUGUGUUGAUUUAUAUUUAAAGAAUAUAUGA